UUUAGCUACUAAGCCAUUGCCUUCUGUCAGCUCUGAAGGAACAAGUGGACGUUUGUGGACUAAGUCAUCGGAACAGCAAUGUCCUUUGAAACUAUGGAAAACCGGUGAAUGAUCCAGCUGCCAAGACUGCAGGAUAAACCUUGUCAACGUGCUGUAUUUCCCGAGUGAUGAUUAUAUAAAAAUUAAAAAUUAAAAAGAAGAAAAAUGGGAGAGCUUAAACCAGAAUCGGUUGAGAUGUACCUAGAGAACAAUCCCCAGUUUGCUAAGGAAUAUUUUGACAAAAAGCUUAGGGUAGAGGUACUGGGGGCAGCCUUCUCAGGCUCCAAGGUGGAACUGAAGGAUGCAGCUUCCAUAAAGGAUGUUUCUCAGGUGGAAGAAGCUACAUAUGUCUUUGAACUGGUCAGCGAAAUCCAGGAAUUAAGUAACAUGGAAAAGACGAUUCACAAAGUGUUGCAGAGAAUGGCACUAUUAUUAAAAGCAGACAGGUGUAGUAUGUUCUUGUGCAGGUCUAGAAAUGGCACUCCUGAAUUAGCAACUACUCUUUUCAAUGUCACUUCAACAUCCAUCUUUGAGGAAAACCUUGUUUCAUCCGAAUCCGAGAUAGUCUUUCCUUUGGACGUGGGAAUUGUGGGAUGGGUUGCUCAUACAAAGAAGACUUUCAACAUUCCUGAUGUGAAAAAGAACACCCAUUUUAGUAGCUUUGUUGAUGAAAAGACUGGAUUUACCACUACUAGCAUGCUGGCGACUCCCAUUGUACACGGGAAAGAAGUUCUGGCUGUGAUCAUGGCACUGAAUAAGAAGGAUGCCCCCGAGUUUACAAAAGCAGACGAGCAGCUCUUCAUCAAAUAUCUUGGCUUUGUGGAUAUAGUGUUAAAGUUUCAUCACACAACUUACCUGCAUAAUGUGGAAUCUAGGAAGAGCCAGGUGCUUCUCUGGUCUGCUAGCAAAGUUUUUGAGGAGCUAACGGAUAUCGAGCGUCAGUUUCACAAAGCGCUGUACACUGUCCGAGCCUACCUCAACUGUGAACGCUAUUCUGUUGGCCUGCUCGAUAUGACCAAAGAGAAGGAAUUCUACGAUGAAUGGCCAAUAAAACUUGGGGAAGCAGAGCCAUACAAAGGACCAAAGACCCCAGAUGGCAGAGAAGUCAACUUCUAUAAGAUCAUUGAUUACAUUUUGCAUGGAACAGAAGAAAUUAAAGUAAUACCGACACCACCGGCAGAUCACUGGUGUCUUAUUAGCGGUCUUCCAACUUAUGUAGCAGAGAAUGCAUUUAUCUGUAACAUGAUGAAUGCAUCAGCUGAUGAAUACUUCACAUUUCAGAAAGAAGCUGUUGAUGAAUCAGGCUGGAAGGUUAAAAAUGUGCUAUCUUUGCCUAUUGUCAACAAAAAAGAAGAAAUUGUAGGAGUUGCCACAUUUUACAACAGGAAAGAUGGGAAGCCAUUUGAUGAAUAUGAUGAACAAAUCACUGAAACACUUACCCAAUUUCUUGGCUGGUCUGUACUCAACACAGACACCUAUGACAAACUCAACAAGAUGGAAAACAGAAAAGACAUUGCCCAGGAAAUGCUUAUGUAUCAAACCAAAUGCACGAAAAAUGAACUUCAGUCUAUCUUGAAUACAAAGGAGAAGUACAGCUCAGAACCUGAAGACUGUGAUGCAAAGGAACUAGUCAAGCUGCUGAAAUCCAACCUCCCUGAUCCCAAAGAUGUAGAGCUUUAUGAAUUCCACUUCAGUGACUUCCCGGUUACUGAAUUUGACCUGAUCAAAUGUGGAAUACGCUGCUUUUAUGAGAUAAAUGUGGUUGAAAAGUUCAAAGUUCCAGCAGAAGUAUUAACACGAUGGAUGUAUACUGUUCGUAAAGGAUAUCGUGAUAUUACAUACCACAACUGGAGACACGGGUUUAACGUGGGACAGACAAUGUUUACAUUACUGAUGACUGGUAAAUUGAAAAAAUAUUACACAGACCUUGAGGCAUUUGCCAUGGUCGCAGCAGCUUUUUGUCAUGACAUUGAUCACAGAGGAACAAACAACUUGUACCAGAUGAAGUCUGCAUCACCAUUAGCCAAACUGCAUGGGUCCUCCAUUUUGGAAAGGCAUCACCUCGAGUACAGCAAGACGUUAUUAGCAGAUGAGAGCUUGAACAUCUUCCAGAAUCUUCAAAAACGUCAGUUUGAAACUGUCAUUCAUUUGUUUGAAGUGGCUAUCAUUGCAACUGAUCUUGCAUUAUACUUUAAAAAAAGGACAAUGUUUCAGAAGAUUGUAGAUGCCACAGAAAAAAUGGAGACGGAAGAGGAGCAAAUAAAAUAUGUCACAAGUGACCCCACCAAGAAGGAAAUUAUUAUGGCUAUGAUGAUGACUGGAUGUGACUUAUCUGCCAUUACCAAACCAUGGGAGGUACAAAGUAAGGUGGCACUUAUGGUAGCAAAUGAAUUUUGGGAGCAAGGAGAUCUGGAAAGGACAGUUCUCGAGCAGCAGCCUAUACCUAUGAUGGACAGGAAUAAGGCUGAUGAAUUGCCGAAGCUGCAAGUUGGAUUCAUCGACUUUGUGUGUACAUUUGUAUACAAGGAAUUUUCAAGGUUUCACAAAGAAAUCACGCCAAUGUUCUCAGGUCUUCAAAACAACAGGGUUGAAUGGAAAGCAAGAGCCGAUGUUUAUGAAGAAAAAAUGAAAGCCAUUGAGGAGGAAAAGAAGAAGAGAGAAGAAGAAGAAGCCAAAAAAGAAGGCAAUGGUGAUGGCAGCAAGUCUAAAACAUGCACAAUAUUUUAGAAAAUGCACAACUCCUUCUCACCGACUCCUCCUAUGAUGACUGCAAAAGAAUGUUUACUUCUGACUUCAUCUUUACUUUCUCACUUGUGGAUGUCAGUUGCAAUGGACUAAAUGAUCAUUCUGAAUGGAAAUUUUGAGUUGGAAAGUGCACCAAUAUUUUCUGGACUUACACAUAAAAAAUAGAGAAGUAGAAGCAAUUUUCAUUGUAAAUAGCUGUAAUUUAUUAUAAAGUUAAAUACAUAAAUAUACAUUUUAAUUUAGAGAUUCAUUUCGGGCAUUUAUGCCAUAGAUCUGAUCUAAUUAAAAAUACACAUUGUAAUUUGCUUCCAAGUGGAAGAUAUUUUAAAACCCAUUUUGCUUCAUUACAUAAUAAAAAUGUAUAUAUACAUACUUGUGAUCUAGUGUUUGCAUGUC
Erpetoichthys calabaricus (reedfish) is the source of this 3180-nucleotide messenger RNA. It is a transcript of the gene pde6c, whose product is annotated as phosphodiesterase 6C, cGMP-specific, cone, alpha prime. NCBI's taxonomy places the organism in Eukaryota, Metazoa, Chordata, Cladistia, Polypteriformes, Polypteridae. Gene Ontology annotation, molecular function: protein binding; 3',5'-cyclic-nucleotide phosphodiesterase activity. Bases 205 to 2766 code for a protein of 853 amino acids. Gene Ontology annotation, biological process: signal transduction; visual perception. The transcript is spliced from 22 exons. The record is from RefSeq and is a predicted model, not a curated record.